Dromaius novaehollandiae (emu) is the source of this 3540-nucleotide messenger RNA. RefSeq names its product inter-alpha-trypsin inhibitor heavy chain family member 6 (gene ITIH6). Lineage: Eukaryota; Metazoa; Chordata; Aves; Casuariiformes; Dromaiidae. Gene Ontology annotation, biological process: hyaluronan metabolic process. Gene Ontology annotation, molecular function: serine-type endopeptidase inhibitor activity. The record is from RefSeq and is a predicted model, not a curated record.
AUGGAGCGGCUGGGCCGAGCGCUGGCCAGGUGCGCGGUGCUGCUGUGCCUCCUGCCUGCCGCCCCUGCCCAGACCCUCGGCGAGCUGCAGGUGACGAGUUUUGCCGUGCGCUCCACCGUCGUCUCCCGCUACGCCGCCACCCGUGUUCGCUGCACCCUGCGCAACCCCCACGCUGGCCCCCGCGAGGCCACUUUCAACCUGGACCUGCCUGCCGCCGCCUUCGUCUCCAACUUCACCAUCACAGCCGAUGGCAAGGCCUAUACGGCAGAAGUGAAGGAGAAGCAGCAGGCCCAGAAGCUGUACGAGGAGGCCCGCCAGCGGGGCAAGACGGCAGCCCACGUGGGCACCAGGGAGCGGGAGAUGGAGCGGUUCCGGGUCUCGGCCAGCGUGGCGGCAGGCGGCACCGUGGCUUUCGAGCUGCACUACGAGGAGCUGCUGCAGCGGCGCCGGGGGCACUACCAGCAUGCCGUCAGCAUCCGCCCCGGCCAGGUGCUGGCCGACCUCAGCGUGGAGCUGAGCAUCGCGGAGCACGCCGGCCUCCGCUUCAUCCGCGUGCUGCCCCUGCGGGAGACCACCCUGCCGCCCUCUGCCUGGGUGGAGAAGAGCACCCACUGCGCCUGGGUCCGCUUCACCCCCAGCCCCGAAGAGCAGGCGGCCUUCUCCAGUGCUGGCAUUGCCGGCGAUUUUGUGGUGCAGUACGACGUGGCCCGGCAGGAUGAUGCCGGCGACGUGAAGAUGUACGAUGGCUACUUCGUGCACUUCUUUGCACCCGGGGGGCUGCCCCCCAUCCAGAAGGAGGUCGUCUUUGUCAUUGACAUCAGCGGCUCCAUGACCGGCACCAAGAUGAAGCAGACCAAGGCGGCCAUGCAUGCCAUCCUGCGGGAGCUGCGCGCCCAUGACCAUUUCAACAUCCUGGCCUUCUCGGAGGGUGUCAGCGUGUGGCAGGCGGACGGCUCCGUCCCGGCCACAGCGCCCCACGUCCGCAGCGCCACGCGCUACGUCGACGGGCUGCAGACCGAGGGCUGUGAGUGUUGGCCGGUGGGGGUGCCACACAGGCGGCGCGGGCACCCCGCCAGCUGCCAUGACUCCGCCAUUUCCGCAGGGACCGACAUCAACCAAGCCCUGCUGACGGCCGCCUCCAUGCUGAACCGGAGCCGCGCAGCAGAGCCGGGCCGCAGCUGCAUCCCACUGCUCGUCUUCCUGACGGACGGCGAGGCCACGGCGGGGGUGACGGCGGGCACCCGCAUCCUGGCCAAUGCCCGGCACGCCCUGGGCAGCACCGUCUCCCUCUUCGGCCUGGCCUUCGGCGCCGAUGCCGACUACGGGCUGCUGCGCCGCCUGGCCCUGGAGAACCGCGGCACGGCCCGGCGCAUCUACGAGGACGCCGACGCAGCCCUGCAGCUGGCUGGCUUCUACGAGGAGAUCGCCACCCCCCUGCUCCGCGACGUGGAGCUCUCCUACCCGGGCCAGGCCGCCCACGACCUCACCCGCAGCCUCUUCCCCAGCUACUUCCAGGGCUCUGAGCUGGUGGUGGCUGGCCGGGUGCCGCCAGGGGCAGCUUCGCUCCGUGUCCGCGCCACAGGCCAGGGCCGGGAGGGACAGCUCCGCCUGGGCGGCGAGGUGGCCGCCAACGCCACCGCGCUGCCGCCCCGCUGCUCCCCGGACCCCGCACUCCUCAGCACGUUCGUCCGGCGCCUCUGGGCCUAUUUCACCAUCCAGGACCUGCUCCGGGCCCGCUUCCGCGCUAAUGACACGGCUACCCGCCGCCUGCUCACCGACCGGGCCACCAACCUCUCCCUCGAGUACCACUUCGUCACCCCCGUCACCUCGCUGGUAGUGGUCUUGCCGGAGGAGGAGGAGGAGGGGGGACCCACAGCCGCCCCCUCCGCCGAGUCCGGCACUGCCGCGGCCACGCUGGGCAGCAUCACCGCACCGUGGCUGGCCACUGCUGCGCCAGCGAGGCAGCCUGAAGCCAUGGGCACCACCAGGGAGGCGCUGGCAUGGCCGGGGACAGCCGGCACCGCAGCCUCAGCCCUCGGCUCCACGCCGCUGGGUCCCCGGAAGGGCCCCGGCGAUGCCGUGCUGCUGCCACCGGACGAGGCCGAGCUGCUCUCGCCCGGAGACGAGGACACACGGUUCGUGGAGUCCCUCGACCCGCCGGCUGUCUACACCGUCCUCCCGGCUGGAGGUGAGGCUGGGACACCCAGGAGCCCUGUCACCUCCCCAUCCGGGAGGCUGCGGGGCCACAAGGAUGACGCAGACCCCGCGGGCGAGGACGACGCAGAUGAGGACGACGCGGAUGAGGACGACGCGGCCCGACCUUCCUCACCUUCUCCUCCUCCGGUAAGGGAGGGCCGGGGUCGGGAGCCGGGGAGGGGGCCCCAGGGCCCCCCUGACCCCGGCACCCCCCUCGCAGCUGAUGGGGACCCCCACGUCGUCGCCCGCCCACCGGGGGCGACGCAGCCCCUCUGCUUCACGCUGGACGGGCGCCCGGGGGACGUCCUGCGCCUGGUGACCGACCCGCAACGUGGGCUGGCGGUCAACGGACGCCUGGUGGGGGCCCCGGCGUGGCCCAGCGCCCCGCACCGCCCCCGCACCUUCUUCGACGCCUUUGCCGUGGUGCUGGCCCGCCCGGGGGCCCCCGCCACCACCGUCACCGUCACCCUGCAGGGCAUCACCGUCGGCGGGGAGCCCCCGCUGGCCCUGCCCUUCUCCCGCCCGGCCCGGCUGGCCCGGCCCCCGCUGGCGCUGGCCGUGGGGCCGGGGGACCGGCUCCGCCUCCGCCUGGGCCCCCGCCUGGCUGCCGUGGUGCUGCGGCACCGCUACGGCCGCCCCGGCGCCCUGCAGCGCGACCACCUCGGCUUCUACGUGGCCGACGGCCGCGGGCUGUCCCCCGACGCCGGCGGGCUGCUGGGCCUCUUCCGCGGCGCCGGCCUGCGGCUGUCGCGGGGGCCGCCGGCUGCCUGGAUGCGCGGCGACGGGGCAGCGGUGCCGGCCACCCUGGUCACCAAGGCGCUGCGGGGCCCCCAGGGCCCGGCCCGGCCCGCGCCCUGCUGGCUGGUGAAGCGCCCGGCGGUGGCGGCGCUCCUGGGGGGGCCCUACGCGGCCUUCCUCGCCUCCCACCUCCUCGACGCCUGGCGAGGGCCGCGGGGGGACCCCGCCGCUGGAUCCCCGCGGCCCUGGGGACACAGGCAGCCCGGGCUGCCAGAUCCCCACGGCCCUGAGACGCAACCGGAGCCUGGAGAAACGGAGAUCCCUGGACACGACUGGAGCCCAAAGAGAGGGAGACCCCCAACUGCCGGGUCCCCGGACCUGGAGACCCCCAGCCGCCAGGUACCUGGGCCCCAAGCGGAGCCCGGGGCCCCCCACGGCCCGGUCUCCCCUCGGGGGCCGGGACACGGCCCCCAGCGUGCCUGGGAGCCCACGGCCUCGUCCAACCCGCCCCAGCCCGGUGAGCCGGACCCCCGGACCCCCUCCGCGCCUCCCGCCUCCAGGCACGCGGAUGCUUCUACGCCUUUAUUUUUGAAUGCAGCCUUUUAA